This is a messenger RNA of Alosa sapidissima (American shad), 4461 nucleotides long. It is a transcript of the gene grk3, whose product is annotated as G protein-coupled receptor kinase 3. The record is from RefSeq and is a predicted model, not a curated record. Bases 2256 to 4184 code for a protein of 642 amino acids. The transcript has 21 exons. Lineage: Eukaryota; Metazoa; Chordata; Actinopteri; Clupeiformes; Clupeidae. Gene Ontology annotation, molecular function: G protein-coupled receptor binding; ATP binding; G protein-coupled receptor kinase activity. Gene Ontology annotation, biological process: G protein-coupled receptor signaling pathway; protein phosphorylation; regulation of signal transduction.
GUGGGGAUCUCGGUUUGGUUGCCUGAGAAUUCUGAACCUCACUCCAGAGACACUUACAACGGAGAGCUCACUGUGGAGGGAAUUCUCACGGAUUAAGAGACUGUUCGUUCAAAACUCCUUCUUGUUAAUACCUCAGGAUAUCUGAGAAGACACAACCAACAGCAACCGAAACGGAUGUUGCCGCAAAUGUUGAAUCGUCAACUCAAAUGAAGACUUCUUCAGCGACCCGAAUGCGGAUGCUUAUGGCAAAAAAGAAAGUGUCUUGAGUUUUUCAAGGAAGAAAAACAGUACUAUCUAGUGGUGGUAGCUAUUUAUUGAAGAACUUUAGUACAGCCAGUAUGUUGCAGCAACGAGUGUAAAAGUAACAGCUCUAGUAGCCUAUUUUGCCUGUGAAAUACAUUGAUGUUUUCCAUAAUUAGGUAGUUGGCCAGUGCCUUUCGCACGCUUGAACUGUGGUUGUCGUUUUGGGUAGCUAGCACGCUACAAAAUGAAGUUCCGCAAGAGUUAGCUCGCUGGUUAGCUGAUGUGUUAUUCCUAGUUAGCCAGCUAGCUAAGCUAACAACAUAGCAACAUUGAAGUUUUAGGAUUGACAUACAAGGCGACUACAGCGCUUUAGGAGGGGUUGUGAAUAUCCCAGAAAAGAAUCGGUGCUGUGCUCCUUUUGCUGAAGACUUGGGGCUUGUCUGCCAAGCUGGUUCUCGAGCCAACGUUUGCUUAUUUCCUUUUCAAACGCCCCCUCCCCCUCCACAGUUAUAUACAAACGCUAGUUAGCUCACAAACGCUAGCUUUCUUCAAGAAAAAGAAAGGAAGAAUUCAACUUGCACAAAACAUUACAUUAGUUCGCAAUAAAGAAUUCGAAAACUGUCAAGUUUGACAUUUAAUCCUAUGGAAAGUGCGUGAUAGAGAUGCAAAUAUAGAUUUAUAGCGUUUGAUUCUGUCAACACGCUUGUCUAGCUAAGUUAGUACUCUACCAGCAGCAAGCUGCCUGCCAAGCAGUCAAAUCGCUAGCUUUCUGUUUCUCGCUUUUAGCGAGGUAGCUAACGUUAGUUGGCUAACUUGCUCAUUGCAAGUUGGGGAACGAGCAAUCGCAACACCCUCUCUGUUGUCAACCCAAGAAAAUGGAGAAGCCAACUUGACGUUGUCGAUGCUGUCAUUUUCGGUAUUUUCAGACGGUCUCUGCUAUUCAAUAGUCUUUUGCUGUUAGGACUAGACAUUUGUAUCAGUUUACUCGAAUGCUUUUUUUUUUAUCAUGCACGAAUAUUUAUCCAGCAACUUAGAUAAUUAACCAGUUUGUGUCGCGUCGUUUGCCAUUAUUUAUGUCGUUUCGCAGGCAUUGGACAUACAGGAAGCAACAUCGGAGGCGAUGAAAAUACAGUUGGGCGAAACAGCACAGUUGCUUUUUAUUUUUCUGUAACAGAAUGGAUAUUUCAUUUCAGUCAGUGAAUUUAUCACUGGAAAUGAAGCAACAUAUAGGCGCAUGAGUCGUCCAUUUUCGUGUCUGAUACCAAGCGAGCUGGCUUGCUCACGUGUUAAUGUUUAUGGCGUCGCGUUUUAUUUAGCUGAUUUAGCUGUAUGUGUUUACUGUCGUCUGGAGAGCGUUUGGAUGCAUUUGCUACCAGUGUCUUUGAUGUGUUAAUCUCGCAUGGAUUUUAGUUGCAAGAGCGAUAACCUAAUCAAGAGGAGCCCUGUAUGAAUUGCCCGACUUAACCAACCUUGCGCACCGCAGUGUUUGUCUGAAAUGGUUUUGGAUUAUGUAGCUUGUAUUUUUAAUUUAGCCUAACCGUCAUUUAUAUAAUCAGCUUGCAGGUGGAUAUUUUCAAGAUCGUAAAGCUCCCUGGAGAAAGGGCGAGGAGCAAAAUUCUUAUCAAUUGAAUCAAAGCCGCAACAUUAUCUUCAUCAUUUUCGAAACGGGUUGUCUGUAAUGGCCAUGCAACGUUGUCGUUUACAGUAGCUAACGGCAUCAAGCCUGUUUUCCUAUGCGAGUUCAUAUUUUUUGGUUAGAUUUUAAGACCUCGAUUUCCCCUUUAGAGUACAUUUGGCGAUGUCUCACAAUGGCUGUUUUUUGAGACCUUGGUGAUCAUUGAGGAAGAGAACUAAAGGCUCAGUUGGAUGCUUGGCCCGAGCUCCUGACUAGCCGCUACUGGUCACGGUUGGACUUUGAUUCAAACGGACCUGACUGUACAUUCGCAUCUGUGUCCAUCCACGACUGCUUCUGCUUCUGGUUCUGUAUCGAUUCGGUCGACCCAGGGCUGAAGAUGGCGGACCUAGAAGCAGUUCUCGCCGAUGUCAGCUAUCUGAUGGCGAUGGAGAAGAGUAAAUCUACUCCAGCCGCCCGGGCGAGUAAGAAAAUCAUCCUCCCUGAACCCAGUAUUCGCAGUGUGAUGCAGAAGUACCUGGAGGAGAGAGAUGACUUGACCUUUGACAAAAUAUUCAACCAGAAAAUCGGUUUCCUACUCUUCAAGGACUUCUGCAUGAAUGAAAUAGACGAGGCUGUGCCCCAGCUAAAGUUCUACGAGGAGAUUAAGGAGUAUGAAAAGCUGGACUCCGAGGAGGAGAGGCUCACACGCAGCCGACAGAUCUACGACGGCUACAUCAUGAAGGAGCUACUCUCCUGUUCACAUCCCUUCUCUAAGAAAGCUGUGGAGCAUGUCCAGACCCACCUGGCCAAGAAGCAGGUGCCGCCCAACUUGUUCCAGCCCUACAUUGUGGAGAUCUGCGACAGCCUUCGAGGCAAGAUCUUUCAGAAGUUCAUAGAAAGUGACAAGUUCACUCGAUUCUGCCAGUGGAAGAAUGUGGAGCUUAACAUCCACUUGACGAUGAAUGACUUCAGUGUUCAUCGCAUCAUUGGCCGAGGCGGUUUUGGAGAAGUCUAUGGCUGCAGGAAGGCAGACACAGGCAAAAUGUAUGCUAUGAAAUGUUUGGAUAAGAAGAGAAUUAAGAUGAAGCAGGGAGAGACCCUGGCUUUGAACGAGAGGAUUAUGCUGUCACUAGUCAGCACAGGGGAUUGCCCCUUUAUUGUUUGUAUGACGUACGCCUUCCAUACCCCAGAUAAGCUGUGUUUCAUCCUGGAUUUGAUGAAUGGUGGGGACCUGCACUACCACCUCUCCCAGCACGGCGUGUUCAGUGAGAAGGAGAUGCGUUUCUACGCUGCAGAGAUCAUCCUGGGUCUGGAACAUAUGCACAACCGCUUCGUCGUCUACAGAGACCUCAAGCCUGCCAACAUCCUGUUGGAUGAACAUGGUCACGUGCGUAUCUCUGAUUUGGGUCUGGCCUGCGAUUUCUCCAAGAAGAAGCCCCACGCCAGUGUAGGUACGCAUGGCUACAUGGCUCCUGAGGUUCUGCAGAAGGGUACGGCGUACGACAGCAGUGCUGACUGGUUCUCUCUGGGCUGCAUGCUCUUCAAACUGCUACGAGGGCACAGUCCGUUCCGGCAGCACAAAACCAAAGACAAACACGAGAUCGACCGCAUGACGCUAACCAUGAAUGUGGGGCUGAUAGCGGAAGAGUACUCCCCACCUUUGAUUCCUCCCAGAGGAGAGGUCAAUGCAGCGGACGCGUUUGAUAUUGGCUCCUUCGACGAGGAAGACACCAAGGGCAUUAAGCUGUUGGACAGUGAUCAGGAGCUGUAUAAGAACUUCCCUCUGGUGAUCUCUGAGCGCUGGCAGCAGGAGGUCGCCGAGACUGUCUACGAGGCCGUCAACAGCGACACCGACAAGAACGAGGCGCGCAAACGAGCUAAGAACAAACAGCUGGGCCACGAGGAGGACUAUGCGCUGGGGAAGGACUGCAUCAUGCAUGGCUACAUGUUGAAGCUGGGCAACCCCUUCCUGACGCAGUGGCAGCGGAGAUACUUCUACCUGUUCCCCAACCGUGUGGAGUGGAGAGGAGAGGGCGAGUCCAGGCAAAACCUGCUGACCAUGGAGCAGAUUGUCACUGUGGAGGAGACGCAGGUCAAGGACAAGAAGUGCAUCCUGCUGCGGAUCAAAGGGGGCAAGCAGUUUGUCCUGCAGUGUGAGAGUGACCCAGAGUUUGUCCAGUGGAAGAAAGAGCUGACGGAGGCCUUCACCGAAGCCCAGAAGCUUCUGCGUCGUGCCCCCAAGGUCAUCGGUAAAGGUCGCAGUGGAGGGGUGGUGGAGCUGUCCUCAAAGCCCCCACUCACACACCGCAACAGCAACGGCCUGUGAGCCACACACACACACACACAAACACACACACACACACACAGACACACACACAGAUGUGUACUCCUGCACACACACUCACGCACCAUCUGACUCUUAUACACACGCAUCCACUCUCAUGCAAGAACGCAAGAACACACACACACACAGAGCUCUGCUUUACCCUGCUGUGAUCUCACUAACAGGCCCAAAAAACCUCAUACACACACACACACACAUACAGUCUAACUCCUGCUGGUGCAGAGAGGGAAUAAAAAUCCACCUGGAUAGGGCCACUGGA